UUUGUGCUAGAAGAGCAGGAAGCGGGAUAGAUGUCUACUUUAUCUCUGCCUUAAAUGUUGUCUGUAGUUGCGUAUAUGAAAUAAAGUACCUGGGUAGAUAGAAUAGAUAAUACAAACUGUUCUCAUGAAAAUGUUUAUUUAAAUCAACGAAAAAUCCUUCAGGAAUUCGAUGAGAAUUCUUAAAUACAGCAUAACACAUCAAUACUGUGAUAUCAAUCAUGACGCCGACGGAACUGAAUAUGCUUAAGUUGGAAGCGAGUAGUAUGAUGUGGGCUACAGCCGUGGGGUUGUCGGUAUGCAUAUGUACUUGAAAACGUAUCAGGCUACUGGCAGCUUUCUUGUGACGGUUCUCACAGAUUUACUGAAUAUUCUAUGUAUAGGACUGAUUUUGUGAAGUUCAUCGGUUGUUUAAGCUCGAGACGCUUUCGAGAAAAUGCAUAUAUUUUUUUGCGUAGGACUUGGGAUCCUCUUGGUUGGGUCUGUGUCGCUGUUUUUGGUUCCAAUGGGGGAGAGUUUUGGGUGUUCGUGGAGUAACUAAGAGUGCAGGUGAUGGAAAUGAGGUUGGGGAUGGAAGUGAGCUGGCGGAUAUGGGGGAAGGUAAUCCUCGAGUUUCUGCUGCUGCUACUGCUGACGUUGUGCCCGUCAACGGGGAAUAAGUUGAGAUUUUCGAUGGUGACGAGAGUAUUUAGUUUGAGGGAACGAUACUACGGCCUAUUAAGAUCAAUACGAACCAUCUCAACGGGUUUUUAUCAAACUUGUGAAUUGAGACACUUUGAUGCUGUAAACGCAGCAGAAGAGCAUUUGAAUGGCUAAAACACAAGGUAGCUCAAUUAAAGGGCGAUGGAAGCAAUACGUAAGGAAGAUAGCUAAGGGUUUCAAAGUUUUGCUGUCCUUUGUCGCGGGUUCAUUUGCUCACGAUCAGAACAAACCAAGUCAAUUCAACGGUGCCUUGCACUCUUGGAAAACCAAACUACAUAUUCCAAACAUGCAAAUAUGUUUUUAUGAGAUAAAAUCAAAUGAAUGAAUGUAUCCAAUGCACAGUACCGGCAAUUAGGUUGUGAUUUCUCUGGGUAGUAGAUUACCUCAAGGUU
This is a messenger RNA of Sclerotinia trifoliorum, 1091 nucleotides long. Lineage: Eukaryota; Fungi; Ascomycota; Leotiomycetes; Helotiales; Sclerotiniaceae. The record is from the annotation of a GenBank genome assembly.